Molecule: messenger RNA, 1301 nt
Organism: Galdieria sulphuraria
Lineage: Eukaryota; Rhodophyta; Bangiophyceae; Galdieriales; Galdieriaceae
Product: bile acid:Na+ symporter, BASS family
Exons: 1
Coding region: 32-1225 (397 amino acids)
Cellular component (GO): membrane
Source: RefSeq, a predicted model, not a curated record
UUGAGGAUUUCUAUCAUCAUCCUAUCACAAAAUGGCGUCGUCUAAGACCGAUCCACGAAUUGAGUGCUUUGUCUUUCCUUGUGUAGCACAACAACAUGAUCACUGGUUUAGAACCCAAGGAAUAAGCCAUCGUUAUUUCAUCCGAAUUUGUAGGUUUCCAAGGCACUUGUCUUUUGCUUAUCCCAUUCGAUGCUGUAGUCAAAGAGCUGAGACACCCAAAAAACUCGUCCCUUUCAAAAGCAACGUAGAUAAUAAUAAUAAUAAUACUGGUGACGGGAUUGUGAGGAGUUUGGAUAUUUUUUCCAAUCUUUUUCCUUUAUGGAUCUUACUGGGUUCUUGUGUUGCGUUUAUUCGACCUGCUUAUUUUAUUUGGUUCAAAGGACCACAUAUUAUUUGGACUUUGGCUCUUGUUAUGUUAGCUAUGGGUUUGACACUCGAUCUGCAACAACUUGUUCAAGUGACUCGGAAUCCAUAUCCAAUACUUCUUGGUGCUUUGGCUCAAUACACUAUCAUGCCUGUUCUUGGUUAUUUGGUUUCCCGUCUUUUUGCUUUACCUCGCUAUUUUGCUGUAGGCGUCUGUUUAGUUGCUUGUUGUCCCGGUGGAACGGCUUCCAAUCUUGUCUGUUAUUUGGCGGAAGCCAAUGUGGCUUUAUCUGUUUUGAUGACCACGGUGACUACCUUGAUAAGUGUCAUCGUAACACCUUGGCUCAUGUUAUUGGUAGCAGGAACUUUGGUUCCUAUUCAAGUAAAAGCACUUUUCAUGAGCACUCUACAAGUGGUCUUGAUUCCUCUCCUUUUAGGGUUAUCUUUGCGUGUCAUGUUUCCUGGGAUUGUACGUCGUCUUCAACAAUGGCUUCCUAGCUUAUCUGUCAUAGGAGUUGUUCUCAUUUGUGGUAGUAUUGUAGCAGAAAAUGCACCGAUCAUUCGUCAAACCGGAUUCCAUUUGAUGUUGGCACUUUCAGUGUUACAUUUGGGUGGAUUUGGGUUAGGUUAUUGGGUAUCUAAAUGGCUAGUAGGUGGCCAUAGAAGAGAAGAUAUAUCCAUAUAUCGUACAAUAUCCAUCGAAGUGGGGAUGCAGAACAGUGGUUUAGGUGCUGCUUUAGCAAAAGCACAUUUCAGCAACCCGUUGACAGCAGUUCCUUGUGCUAUAUCGGCUACUAUGCAUUCCAUUUAUGGUAGUUUGAUUGCUGGUUAUUGGAGAUGGAAUAACCGACGUGGUAAAUAAUACAAUAUAUGUAUAGAACAAGGUGAUGAUGAGACCAACGAUAUCUUGGGACACCUUCAGACAGUGUUGAAAAAUU